UUAGGAAGAACGCGCACAAGACUGUUGACACAAGGCUGUCAACGCGUGGGAAAGAAGACGCUGUUAAUACGUUAAUUUAACUCCAACCAGUGUAGUGUCCGGUAGUUAUUAUACGAAUUAGCUUCAGAAGCACCACGCGAUCAUUACGCGAUGCAAAACGCCGCCGUCUGGCCCAAGGUCCAUCCUCAGCUAGCAAUCGGCUCAAUGUGAGAACAUAGCAAAAAAUGGAGAACAUUCGUAGUGCAAACAGUGAAACCAGCGUGCGGCACGUUUUGGGCUGCGAGGGUUUUGACAGCCAAAGUGAAGCCAAAGAUACAUCGUUCUAUCAGAACACGAGCGCCCGCAACGGGCCAACAGCCGAUGGAUGUUACCUCAAUGCCGUGUUCAACGACAGCAGUGAAAGCUUCGUCGGGGAUGAUGAGGGCGAUACCGUCGCAAGCUUCGGUACAACAGGUUCCGAUCCGACUGUCGGCAACACUCCAUCAGCAACGAUUCGGCUGACAGUUCCAUCAUCACCCAUGGUUUCCGCGGACGGAUCGCAACCCUUCCGUCGAAGCCACUCGAUGCGAUCGUCCUUUAACUCGUUGCGUAGCUUGCGUACGAAGCUAAAGCACAGCACAAACGCAUCCUCGACCGGUGGCGGUACUGUGGUAGGCGCUCACGGGGGUCGUAGUGUCUACUGUCAUCUACCAACUGUUGGUGAUCUGGCCAGAUCUCCAUCAGCUGGGCCGGGCACAAAAAAACGAUCCGCCAGCCGUAACAGCUCUAGCAGCAGCAGCUCCAGCAGCUUACACUUCACACGAUCCACCGGCGAUGAUAUGCGGCGAAGCUUAAGGAACAAGCUGCACAAGCUUAAAAUUACCUACAACGAGUUGCGUCGUCUCCAGACGAAGGUGCUGCAGGACAAACGCGCCGCUGACGACGAGUGCUCCAACGGUUCGGAAUGUGCCGUCCUGCCGGAAAACAUUCCUCCCAAAGCGGCCGCCCUGCUUAUGGAAGGAUUUACCCGAACGAACAGUGUUCAAAGUUCGCUGAAAGUUCACCGAAGGCCACCAGAAGCCAACACCGCCAUCGGUGUGAUACGAGCCAGCUCGGUGCGGGCGAAAGAUGCACGUCCUCCGCUCCCUUUCGCAAAGGCUGACCGGCCGGUAGAAAGUUUGGCGACAGCGGAUCAGGGUACGAAUUUAAAAGUGGUCAGAAAGCAACCGAAACAAGAAGCAGAGCCAACGUCAAACUUGGCAGUAAUCGGCGGGAAGCCAUCGCAACCGGUGGAACCGAGGAAGGAGCAGCACAAGGUGAUGUCUGAAGUUGAAGUACCAAACCGACCGGUUGACCAGCAAUCGGCAUCACAUGGACAGCAUGCCCAGCAGCAGGAACCGGCACCGCUUACCGUCACGAGGACUGCCACCAUACGGAAAGGAUCGGUGUGGGCGAACAAUACGACCAAAAUCAGUCUGCCGGAGCUGGUCACCCGAUCACUCUCGAACCUCGAGCUGCCAAGUUGUCGCGUGCCCUGUCCCAGCAUUAUACCACGGCCGUCCGACGCGUCCACCUCGCCCAACCACAAAUCGGCCGCCAGUUCCAGCUGUUCGCUGUCCACGAUCGAAACGCAAACCGUGACCGCAUCGGUUCAAUCGCUGCCCAUCACAAUCGCCACCGCCACCACCACCAGCACCGUUUCGUUGACGUACGAAGAUGAGUUAUCCCGCAGCCCGGGCCGAAGGAAACCGCGAAACUCGCCGCUCGGUUCCCUGCUGGCUGCGGUCACCUCACCCGUACUGAGCCGCAUCUCGAGCGCCAGUUCACCCAACCUUUCCAGCAGCUGCUCGUCACCGUCGUCCGCUUCCGGCAGCCGGAUGGAGUAUCUGCUACCCCACCAGCAGCAUCCGCCGGGCGCGGGUGCUGGACCGGCAACGUCACAACAAAUCCUACCAAAACACCGGCAACAUUCGCCGAAGAUUAUUAAGAAAACGCGCCAUCUCUCGACCAGCUCGGUCGAGGAGCCGGACGGCUGCGAGCUGAAGGGGGGUGGCAAGAGUGGCCGCCACACGGUCAACAAUGGCAACGCGGAAGCGGAACGUAAUGCACGCAAUGCGCAACACUUGCUGCUACGUUCGAACCGGCUCACCGUGAGCGAUAAUCAUAAUUUAAGCAACAGUGGUGGAAACAAUGGCACAACGAUCACCACCGGUACGACCAACUCGGUCGACGUUUUGGCCGUUCACAACGGCAAAAGUGUGUCCCCGUUGCCAUCGUACCAGCAGCAGCAACUGCAGCAACAGUCCGUAGCGGCACCACCGUCCUACUGGAAGCAGAAGAAGCUUCCGAACAAGAAACAGCACAAACAAAUGCAGGCACAGCUAGACAAAGUGAACCAAAUUAACAUUCAUCUGCAUGCCCUAUUCUCCGCCGUCGAGCAUGGCCACCUGGAAAAAGCACGCACCAUCCUGGAAAGCACGGACGUGGACGUUAAUAGUCUGAACAGCGACGGUCUCACGCCACUGGAUGUGGCCGUGCUCAGCAAUAAUCGUUCGAUGACUAAAAUGUUGCUCCAGCAGGGCGCCAUCGAGAAUGCACAUUCUGUGCACGCGGCCAACAGCAACAUGGGACUGCAUCUGAACAAUCUGCUCGGCGAGGCCGAAGCGACUGUGCACGAGCUGGGCAACUUCGACGGCAAUCAGCCGGGCAUGACCGGCAACGACCGGACCGGAUCUGGGGCCAACGCCGGCAAAACUACCUUCUCGAACAUCAUCGGCAGCAGCGGUCCAUCGGUUACCAGCUGUACCGGGAGCGAAAUCGACAAGCAGGUGGGGCUGUGGGAGCGUCGUGUGAAGGGGCUCCGGCGGAUGAUACUCGGCUGGGACCAAACGAAACCGCCCGAUGUGCCGAACCGUAUCGACAUCGACGUGACCGGUUGCAGUGCGGUCAGCUUGCGGUUGUACGAACCGCUGGAAGGUGCCAUAACUACCAAAUUCAAAGUGCAAUGGUCAUCCCGGUCAGAUUUUAGCAACGUCGUGGGCGAACGUGAAAUCAGCGAAUGGUGCAGCUUCCACGGGUGCAUGGGUGCGGUCUGCAAUCUGAACGAGCUGAUCCAGGGCCGGCGAUACUUCUUCCGAGCGUGCGCUGGCAACGUGAAGGGCUGGGGACCGUACAAACUAUCCGUCCCGAACUGUGUCGUACCAUCGAGCUGGCGAGACGUCGAGGGCCGAGACAAUCGAUUCGCCGGCAAGCAGCGCAAUCUGGACGAGCUGUUCAACGCCGUCCGGCUGGCACGGCCCGACGAUGCAUCCGAGAUCGCGCUCGACGGCGGACAGCAGCAGAAACGUGCGACGAAAAAGAAAACCACCAUCAAGCAACUGUUUUCGGCGGCGUCCAAAUUUCAGAAGAAUCUCAAACGGGGCAUCUAUCUGGCCUGCGUCCUGUACCACGAGGAUAAGCUGCUGCUCACGAACGAAGACUUUGUGCCGGUAAUUGAGAUUGAUGAAACCUUCACCAGCAAUCUACACACGGACUUCUACUGGCUGAUGAAGGUUGCCUGCACAUGGGAUGACGUGAAGCUGCUGCGGAUGGACAUGGAACGGAAUGCGUCGUCGGCGAUACACUUCCGCACGAAGUUGUUGUCUGCCGCAUGCCAGAUGCAAUCCUCCCUAUCGAUUACCGAUCUCGGCCAGCUGUUCUAUCGCCCGUUACGGGACGUGCACGGUACGGUGGUGCUGUCCUGUGUAAACUGUAUAAAAAGUCCCAAAGCGGUGUCGGUGCUCAACUCUCGCUGGAUACAGCUGAACAAAAUCCACAAAAAGCUCGCCCUCUCGACGGAGGACAGCAGCAUUAACGAAAUUCUAAUGAACUCCAUCCAGGAACAGAUCAACUAUCACCAGGUCUCAAACAUCCGGCUUUCGCGCGGGCUGUACGUAGGUUAUCUCAAGAUGCAAAGCUCGGUGGACGUUAUCCAGGUGGUGGUACCGGUGAAGGCACCGAACGUGCUGCCGCACUGUAAAAUUCGCGACAAUCCUCACGUGUCGGCCGAGGAAUGGGAACUGAUUAAGCAGCACAAACCCUCGAGCAUUUUGGAAUUUCGACCCAAACAUCAAGGUCCCACCGAGGUGCAGCUGCACUUCCUGGAACUGCUCACGAAAGCCGUCCACAACCUGUUCCAGUACAUGGACAUCCCGGUGGAUGUGGCGGUCGCCCACCGGCUGUACGACGUGGAGGUGAUCGAGCUGAACGCGGACGUAAGCUUCCUGAUCAUUUGUCCGCCGGCGGAAAGUAGCUGCGCCGUGCCGGGACAGAAGGAAAGCUUGCUGCAGCGCGGCGAUCUGUUCUCGAUGCCGAUCCAAGCGUUCGAGAUGAUACAUCUGAAAACGUACCAGAGCAGCAUCAUACAGAAGUACUCGCGGCUGUCCUGCAUUCUCGAGCUGGACACGAUGCUUGCCAACCAUCUGCACCGGGAAGCGUUUAGCAGCUCGGAGCUGCAGAAAGCGAAAGAUCGGUUGGCGAAGCUGCAAGAGCUGUCGGGCGGGUUAAACACCAUCUGGAAAGGUGUGCGAUGGUUGAUGGACGUGAUCGGCUAUGCGCGCGAUCGUGCCAACAUGCCGGAGCUGAACAUGAAACAGAUACUGGACUACAAGACGACCUACUUCGGUAAACUGCCGAAAAAUGGCGGCGGUGAUAAGAAAAAGGGUGGCAGCGAAUCGCAACUGCUUCAUCCGCCCGGCACGGCACCGCCGGGCGCGAACAGCUUCCACAAGAGCAGCCCGGGCCGUGGAUCGUGGCCCGGCCCGGCGGUAGAGAAUACGCUCGGUCACAACGGUCUGCUGGACGCGGAACACUCCAAGUCCGAGCAACUGCUGAAGUACAACAGUGCCCGGUUUCUGAACGUGAGUCAGGCCGGCUCGCGGAAGAACAGUGCCGACUCGAACUCGGUCGCUACGCACAGCAGCUACUACUCGGUGACGGGCGUAGAGCCGGAGAAGGAGUUUGUGGUGGUGCCACGGUUGCCUCCGUCACGGUCGGAAGAUACGCUCAACAGCUCGCAUCAUCACGGAGGCGAUGGAAAGCUGCCCGGCGGCACGAUCGGCAUGGGUGCGGGGAACAAAAAGCGACCACCCACCAUCUACUCCAGCUACUCCGCCACAUCCAGCCCGUUGCUUAACGUCCGCUCGCCGUUUCUAGUGCCGAUGGUACCAACUGCCAGUCCGGUAAGUCUCGCACCGAAGGUAACGGUUCCCGUCGAGGAUAUUGAAAACUCCAGCAAGCAGCAGGUGGUUGGCACGGGUGUCGGGCAGCAAGCAGUCGCUCCCCUUGCCGCCGUAACCGUGGGUGGUGCCGUUCCGUUUAAACUGUUGGCCAAAAAGUCACGUGAUCAAGCGUUGAAAGCGAUCAAUUUUAUUGAACGAGAGCAGCAGCAAGAGAUGGAAAUCUUCGAGGAGACUAAACCCAUCCUAACGACGACGUACCUUAAGCCAACGCUGGCCGCCCUGCAGCACGAAGCGAAAUCCUACCAGCAGCCGGAAGUGGCGGAACCGCGUGAAGGAGUAACGGUCCCGGGGCAGGAAGCGCCACACCCUCCCCACACACCAAGUUCCGUUGCGAUUACGGUGGAGCAGACGCUGCCGGUCGGGCCGGGCGAACCGGACGAGCCAAGCGCGCCGGAACCGACCACCGAAACGGCCACCGGUGGAACCGUAGCAAACGCCACCAGCAUCCUGCAGGUGUACGCCGCCUACGAGACGGGCUUACCGAGCGGAACUUCCCUGAAGCUUCGCGUUACGCCCAAAACGAGUGCGCGCGAGGUGAUCGAUCUGGUCGUGAAGCAGCUCAACAUGGCGGUGGUGUUGAAGGGUCGCGAAGGCCCCAUCUACACACCGGAACGGCUGGACAGCUUCUGUCUGGUGGCGGUGAUCGGCGCACGGGAACGCUGCUUGCGUGACGAUUUCCGCCCGCUGCAGCUACAGAAUCCGUGGCGCAAGGGUCGGCUUUACGUGCGCCAGAAGCAUGAGCUGCUGGCCGCGAUCGAACAUUCCAACCGGGAUACGGCGGACAUUUAAAUUCGUGCGACGAUGUGAUAGUACGGCGGCAUGUUUCGAACCGUGUAGUUGUUGUUUCAAAUUUUGUUAUGCCCUUUCCGAGGUACUUUAGUGACACCACACCACUAAGUAACACACACGCACACACGUGUGGUCGACUUGUUUGUAAAUUAUUUGCACAGUUCUGUACAUUUUGUAAAACUGAUCUACUAAUAGGCGUGGACAGUGAUCGUAAGCUUAAGUGCAAACGGUAAGAAGAGACGAUCGUAUUGGGUGUUUUUACUAACCUGACGAACAAACGAAGAGAGCUGAGGAAAUAAAUGGUAGGCCAGACGGUAGAGUAGCUUGUAGAAAGUAAGAAGAGCAAAAGGACAGAUGUUUUGUAGGUUAUGCGAAGCAAACGCAAUUGACAAAAGUAGAGCUCAUUUGCAUCGACACGAGCUACACAAACUAGGGACAAGCAAACCAAAUACCAAAAAACCUUUAAUGACCGAUUGGCGGAUCUCUGGAGAUGGGCUGUAAAGGAUCGCCCAUCUAAAAACAGAAUGGGGAAGAAUUUAGCAGAUCGAUGUAAUUUGAACCACAAACCUACUUAGGGUACAUCAGCAGUUUGAUUCAAACCACAAACGCAAAUCAAUUACUCUCAACGGCAGAUGAUAGAUGUUUUUAUUUUAACCCUUUUUAUACGGAGAGUGAUCAGCUUAUUACUAGUGGUAGCGAUGGACGAAGGUAAUUAGACUAGAGAGAUAGAAAGAGAGAGAGGGAGAGAGAGUAUAUAUAUAUUAGUAAAAAGAAAGUCCGCGUAAGUAUACAUUCUGUAAACUCUAAUUGCCAGUGAAUUGUGGGAGAAUCCUAACAAGAAGCAGCCAACAUCCUACGUUCAUUCGAAUCCGUUAGCGUGCAAUUGUAACAGGGGGAAAGGAUUGCUUUUGGUUCUCGUUUGCACACACACACACACACACACACACAGGGGAGUUUAUCGAUCUCACAUUCUAAAUCAAUGUUUGCAAUAGACCCAUUUCAAAUGUAGGGAUUUUAGCACCUCACAGGACAAACAGAGAGAGAGAGAGAGAGAGAGAGAGAAAGAGAGCUGUAGGGCGUGAUAGAAAGGAACCAAGCAUCUUGAACAUUCUAAUACCCCCCCUUACCAAUAGUAUCGAGCUUAGUGUAUUUGACCACCAACAGGACAGGAAAAUACUACUACCACACACACACACAUACACAUUUUUGGAUAUCUGGAUAAUUCUGGCACAAUCUUUUAGACAAGCGUCUUGGUAGAGACCCGGACUGAGAAGGCCCCAUGGCGCACCGUCAACCCGAUAACACUUAGAUAGCUCAAUUGAAACAACGAUCAAUAGAAACCACAAAUUAUGGAUCACACACACACAAAGCAGAAACUACAUCGACAAGUUUUAUCCUAGAGUUGAUCAAGCAUCGUUUACGGAAACAAUAGUAGAGAUCCAUUUUUUAGUGAUAUUUAGAGGAAAAAAAUUUGAAUCAAAGUACGCAUGACCCAGAUGGACGGAUCGCGAACGAGACGUAGGGCGCCAAUUCUCCACCGGAUCCUGUUUUUUAACGAUACACCAAAUAACCGUGCGGAGGUUAGACGCUUAAGUACGAAAAAUUUGAUAUUAAUGUUGGUUGUUCGGCCCGAGCUAAAAAUCGAACAUUUGAAUCGAUGCUGCGAUUUUCCAUAUGGUGGUGUGAUAGCUGGAGGGCAUUAAAAAUCCGGUACAACCGUGUAACCACAAUUAGACGUUCGAUCUAAUGCGAGUAGCAGCUGGGUAGCGGUUUAGAAUAGAAAAUAGCAGCAGAAGCAGCAAUCCCUUUGAUGAACAAAAAGAUGCCCAACACGGAGAAAACCCCCCACCAUUAACUAAUCAUAUGUGGUGUUAUUUAGUGUGAGACCAGAACGAAACCAGCAACAAAUAGGAACCAUUAGCUACAGACUAGCGAUAACUGAUGACCUUUUGGGGGGGGGGGGUUGAAGGUGAAACAAAAAUUCGAAUGGUGUAAAGCGAGCGUUUUAUCCCCGUCCGGUAACCGCCGGAACACGUGGCUGUGGCGAAGCGUGUGUUGGACGGGACGCGGACACAGCUAAACAUCGGUUUAUUAGUGUGUAUGUAUGUGUGAAAGUGCAGAAAACGAGAGGAGGACGUGCGAGAAAAUUGAAAAGAAGAAAAAACCUGUGCAAAACCCCCCACUUGGACACCAUCGCAGAAGGAGAGCUAAGAGAAAAAUGCACCAGAUUCUAUCCAUGUUGAUCAUA
Anopheles stephensi (Asian malaria mosquito) is the source of this 8295-nucleotide messenger RNA. RefSeq lists its product as uncharacterized. Gene Ontology annotation, molecular function: protein binding. Gene Ontology annotation, cellular component: spindle. NCBI's taxonomy places the organism in Eukaryota, Metazoa, Arthropoda, Insecta, Diptera, Culicidae. Gene Ontology annotation, biological process: regulation of establishment of bipolar cell polarity; signal transduction; establishment of mitotic spindle orientation. The coding region runs from base 225 to 6047 and encodes 1940 amino acids. The transcript has 12 exons. The record is from RefSeq and is a predicted model, not a curated record.